AUGAAGAUCAUCCUUGCCAGUCUUGGUCAUGUUCUCAAUAAGAAGAAGUGCACCGUGUUUAGUGUUGAUUUCUGGCCCAAGAACAAAGAGUAUAUCGUUAGUGGUGGUCAGGACGGGAUAGUACAGCUAUGGCGAGUACAAGAGACAGAUAGCAAAGAAAUAGGUAAAUUUGCCAAACAUACUGGUGCUGUUUUGGGAGUGCGAUUUAGUCCUAAAGGAGACUUACUAGCUAGUGCAGCCGAUGAUGGGAAUGUUUUUAUCUGGAGUGUAGAUGAGAAGGAAACUCUUCUCUGUUUAUCAGCUAAGAAGAAAAUAGCGGAUCAUCGUUCGGAUGUAUCAAGUUUAGCCUGGACCAGUAAGUAUUUAAUAACAGGCGGGUACGAUGGAGGAGUUCUAGUCUAUGAAACAGAUGGGUUUAGUCUGGUGAAGCGAUUGGAACGUCAUGAAAAGGGCUGUAAAGGAGUGGCAGUCAGUCCUGAAGGUCUUUACAUUACUACUUAUGGGGAUGAAGGAGAAGUGUUUCUUUAUAACCAAGACUUAGUUAAACUAGCUAGUACAAAGAAACCGUUUAAAGGCGUGCAGUUAGAGUCUUUCUUUAGUCGUAUGUCCUGGAGUCCCGACGCCAAGUAUGUGGCUUGUGGCUUGGCCUUUUUAGAUCGGCGAGAUGCUGUGGCUGUUUUAUCUACUUCUUUAGUUCGUGAUUAUACCUUAAUUGGCCAUGCAGCACCUUGUGAGGUAGUGAGGUUUAAUCCACAGGUCUGGGAGAAGGAAGGGAGCAAGUACUAUGUUUUAGCAACUGGAGCUCAGGAUAGAAGUGUGGCACUUUGGAGUUCAGGCCGGCCUAAACCAUUGGUUUUACUGAAGGAAGUAGCUGAGCAGCCAAUUAUGGACUUACAAUGGUCGGCCGAUGGUUUAUCUCUAGUAGGCUGUGCGUAUGAUGGAUCGGUCUUUAUUCUGCAACUGAGUGCCGAGGAGUUAGGCAGUCCCGUGCCCGUGGAAAUAGAUAAGGGCGAGAAUCUAGUCUUCUCCAAAGAAUUCAUACCGGCCAAGGAUGUGCCCGUCCCUUUCCCAGCCGUAAGUACUACAACUACUCCCCCCGAACCAACCACUACUCCCUUAAGCACUCCUACAGUCAACUCCGGGCCAGGCAAUCAAGUCCCACUUAAGAAGAAGAUUGUUCCACGGGUGAUCGAGCCUUUAAAGCUAGCUGAGAACCAGAAAACAGUUAGAGGACCACGGGUUAUUCUUUAUGUGCCCGAGAAGACCGUUAGUAAAGAAAUACCCGAUAAAGACUAUGCAGUAGAGAUGGAAACACAAAACAAAGGAGUUGUCUAUCGAAUUAGUAUAGACAGAGUUAUUCGGCGGCUGAUUGUCAAGCGCGAUGGUCUAGAGUGGUUCCGAUCGGAAGGUUUGAAGAUUAAAGGCGUAGCCGCCGAUGGAUCUAUUCUAGCCAUUGCCAGUGAGGGGUACUCAGCCGACAAGCAAAGUCUAGAAACACUUUGGAUCUACAGCCUAGAGAAGUGUAUGCUAGUCUUACCAGCCAUAGCUUUUAAACGGCUAGUAGCAAUUGAUGUACAUGAGGACAAAGUAUUAGCUGUUAUGCCAGGCUUCUUUAAAGUAAUUGAUUUAACAGCUAAUAGUUGUAUUGAAGACAUCUUAAUUGAACAGUCAGCCAUUAUUAGUAUUGCACUGGAUAAGAAGUACUUUGUAUUAGCUCUCUAUGCCGAUGGCUCAACCCAGUUUUAUGACCAAAGAAUGCGGACUUGGUUUAUCUUAGAGCUUAAUUGUCCUUCUAUUUAUUCAGAUACGUUUACUAGUACACAGGCCGAACUAGACAGUACAUUUGAGCAUCUUGAGAACAGGUGUCUAGUCGGGUUAAGCUAUGAAGAAUGGAGUAAUACGGAAGAAACACUGUCCCGACUUCUUCUUCUAAUAGGAAAUACCCCUGAUUGUCCUCCCGGUCUACUCAAUCGUCUUGAUGGAAUAAUUGAAGGCUUCUUAUUCUAUACAGGUAUCGGUGGAAUUGACUUUAUCAAAAACCUUCUCCACAAGACUGCCGAAACCUCCAAAUCCCUCCAAAAGUUCGCCCAUUACAAGAUCAAAGAGCUAGAACUCCGCCGCUAA
Messenger RNA from Nematocida homosporus, 2124 nucleotides. Its product is annotated as protein HIRA/HIR1. Gene Ontology annotation, cellular component: HIR complex; nucleus. Bases 1 to 2124 code for a protein of 707 amino acids. NCBI's taxonomy places the organism in Eukaryota, Fungi, Microsporidia. The record is from RefSeq and is a predicted model, not a curated record. Gene Ontology annotation, molecular function: nucleosome binding; protein binding. Gene Ontology annotation, biological process: DNA-templated transcription; chromatin organization. The transcript has a single exon.